Messenger RNA from Sinocyclocheilus anshuiensis, 5840 nucleotides. RefSeq names its product zinc finger and BTB domain-containing protein 37-like. NCBI's taxonomy places the organism in Eukaryota, Metazoa, Chordata, Actinopteri, Cypriniformes, Cyprinidae. The coding region runs from base 1008 to 2573 and encodes 521 amino acids. Gene Ontology annotation, biological process: regulation of transcription by RNA polymerase II. Gene Ontology annotation, molecular function: protein binding; RNA polymerase II cis-regulatory region sequence-specific DNA binding; DNA-binding transcription factor activity, RNA polymerase II-specific. The transcript has 3 exons. The record is from RefSeq and is a predicted model, not a curated record.
UGAACAUUGUGGCUAAAUAUGCAGUAAUAAUGAAAUGGUAGGCGAGCAAUAUCCAAACUGACGGAUUGCAUCUGCUGACAUUGUAAGGUGUACAGCCAGGAAACUUUUCUGUCCCAUAAGACCUAUUAAGCUGAGGAGCUGUCAGAUUCAGAAAAGCUGACAAAUAAAAAUAAAAAUGAUGAGCCGGGUGGCUCUUUCCACAUGUAAGUGCUAUAUAGGUACCAAGAAUAUUGGUCCCACUAGUCAAUUAUUUAUCAAAUAAAGUACAUACUCUGAUAGAAUGGGAUUUUGGACACAGAAAAAGUUUGGCUAAAAGAAAUGUGAUUGUUUUUUUUUAAUUCAGGGUAAUGGAAAAAAAGUGCUUUUUAUGCUGUUUUUGAGCGUGCAAAGCGAGAUGUGAUUACCGAGAAGAAGUCACAUUUUCAUUUUGAACAUCAGUCAUUUAUUGCUAAAUUAAGUAUUUAUUUGAAUACAUAAUACUGUAUUUAGUUAUUAUAUACAUGAAUAUAUAAAAAAAAAAAAAAUUCUAAAAUAUCUACCAGACUCUAGUGUUGUUAUCUGUGACACUGUGACUGAGUGUUCGAAAUGACCAAAUCUUGUCAGGUGAAGUGAACCUCUAUCCCCUGCCGAGUGUGUAAGGUGCUGAACAGUAAGUAAAGUCCCUGUGAAUCAGAAUGCAGCUAAAUAAUGUUUUUUAAAACAGGUUUCAGAAAACUCCCCUGUCAGCCAUUGUUCCAACCCUAAAGUCACACCACAAAGUGACGAUGUUUACACUUUCUGUGGGAAUCAGCCUACGAAUGGUUUUCUUGUUGUUGUCUCUGUGUUUAAAGUUGGGAUAGGAGGAAGUAUUUGGGUUUUUAAAAAUAUAUUUAACAUUGUUUGCUAAUAAUGCUGAUUGUUCUGUCUUGUUGUGUGGUUUUUAUUUCUGACAUGCUCAGAAAGUCCCACUGUUACAUCUCUUGUUUUUUUGUCAGCAGCUUUGAAAAGCAGCGCAAUAGGCAGCCCGCAUGGAACGAGCAGGAAGCAUCCAACUUGAUAUUCCGGACUUCAGCAACUCCGUCCUGUCGCAUCUGAACCAGUUGCGAAUACAGGGCCGUCUAUGUGAUAUCGUGGUCAAUGUUCAGGGCCACAGUUUUCGUGCCCACAAGGUGGUCCUCGCCGCCAGCUCCCCCUACUUCAGGGACCACAUGUCACUGAGCGACAUGAGCACCGUCUCCAUAUCAGUGAUCCGCAACCCAACCGUGUUCGAGCAACUCCUUUCAUUUUGCUACACAGGACGCUUGUGCUUGCAGCUCGCCGAUAUCAUCAGCUACCUGACGGCUGCCAGCUUCCUUCAGAUGCAGCACAUUAUUGACCGUUGCACCCAGAUUUUAGAGGGAAUCCACUUUAAGAUCAGUUUGUCAGAUGUGGAAGAGGAGCUUGGGAACGGGGCCCACAGGACCGCCAACCAAACCUUUGAGUCAGGAAGAGGUGGGACCGGGCUUGGUGGGUCCCGCUCCCUAAGUCCCAGACAUACCAGUUCCCGAUUGAUUGGCAACACUGGGGUGAUCAACAUCCGUGAUGUGAGGGAAGUCAGAGAGAUCAGUCCCCCUGGGGAGUCCAUGAGCCCCCAGAUAGUGGAGCACAGUGGCAUUGGCUCGGAGGAGGUGGGAACUGGGAAAGAGCCCAUUCUCCGUAUUAACCGAGCCGGGCAGUGGUAUGUCGAGACGGGGACUGAGGUGGAGAGAGGCGGAGAGGAGAACGUGCGGAUGGUGGAUGGGUUUCGGAUUAAGACGGAAAGGAUGGAUGAGUGGAUGGGGGCGGAGACCCAGGCAUCGGCGGAGGAGGGCAGUGGGGCAGAGGAGGGGCCGACGGUGAUGAUUGACACCUCAGGACGUAGCACACUGGUUCAGGAAGGAGGAAGGGGUGGGAAAAGCUCCCAGCCGUCCAGUAGCUUCAGCGAAACAGAGAGGUUUAGUCCAACAGGAAGUGUGGUUGUGAUGGCUGAUCGCCAGAGAGCCAAGAGUGAGUCUCCAGGAAGAGCUGACGAUCAGAGACACCCUACCUCACAGGGAGAGGAACAAGCCGUGUUUGACAUGGGGGGAUAUGAGGAGUACUUACGAGAACAGGUAGGUGACCGGUGGUUCCGCUACAACCCCCGUCUCACCUGCAUUUACUGCUGCAAGUCCUUCAACCAGAAGGGCAGCCUAGAUCGCCACAUGCGCCUGCACAUGGGCAUUACCCCCUUCGUUUGCCGAAUCUGCGGGAAGAAGUACACCCGCAAGGACCAACUCGAGUACCACAUCCGUAAGCACACAGGAAACAAGCCCUUCCAUUGCCACGUCUGUGGCAAGAGCUUCCCUUUCCAGGCAAUCCUCAACCAGCACUUCCGCAAGAACCAUCCAGGCUGCACCCCACAGGAGGUGUCCCACAGUGCCUCGCCCGAGACCACCACGGUCACCUCCCGUGGAGGCCAAAACGAAGAUGAGUCGCCCUCACAGGAGGAUGCCGAGGGCAAUGGUGGAGGGGGAGGUGCCGGCUCGUCCUUCGGAGAAGGGGUCCAACCUUCGGUAUCCACCACUGGGCCCGACUGAAAGGCUUUGUAGGAAAACGUUACAAGUUUAGGGAGACACAGGACAGCGGGGUCCAGCAGGACCUUCUGUUGAGAGUUCCCUCUGUCCCUUGUCUCCCACCAUCCACACUGAAAUUGCAAGUUGGAAGGAGUUGAGUGAGCAGGAGUUUCUCUCAGCUGCUGUCAAUGAGGAACGGAUAAAAUAAGAGAGAGUCUUCUGCGUCCUACUUGGAUGGAGAACCUCUAUUUUUUUCCAGUGAUAACAAAGAUGCAAGGAACAAUUUGCUAAGAAUAGUAUUCUCUAGGGAUUUAUAAAUGGUAUUUCCGCUUUAAACCGCAUCUACCUUCACCAUACAAACUGAACAGGACAUCACUAUAUGAAGACAAGCCACAAUCCAACAACCUCACACACCACUGGAUGCAGUGAUUUUUGUUUUCUUUUUUUGUUUUUAGUCUUUCCUGUCUUUUAUAUGUUAAAUUUUUUUAUAUUUUUGUACUACUACAGACCUUUCAGGAUAAACUAAAAGAGAAGCUCUAGCUAUGAUUUGGUCUAAUUGCAUCGAAAUUGCCAAACUUCUCUGUGCCAGAAGAUGAGCUAUAAAAUGAGAGGACAUCGUAGUCCUUCGCUACUUUGCCUUGAGACAAUCUUGAUCAAUUAACCUGGGGCUAGACUUUGCACUCCCCAGCCAUGGCAAGCUUAGGAAAACAGGUUCAGUUUUUUAUUAGGGACCCUCAGGUCUGACCUAACAUCAGAUUCUUGAUUUAUUUUUUGUUUUGUGUUAAGUGCUGAUCCGGCCUGCCAUAGAACCGAAACGCAUUGCUCACAAUUAGCCUCAACGCAAGGAAAUUGUAGUUAUAGAACUUCGGGUUUAUAACAAGAAACAGUCACGUCAUAUUAUUUUACUUUUAAUGUUGGUGGAAAUACUGUGAUAUAGGCACGCUGGUGAAAAGACGAAGGUAGAGUAUAGCAGUGACAUAUGUAUUUAUUUCACAUUUAAUUCUCGUUAAGGCCUUCAUACAUCUCCGAACUCAACAACUCAGCUGCUGAAUGUUGGCGAUACAGUGAUAUAAAAUACAGGAAAUCUUUCAACCUCAGAUAAGCUACAAUAGACCGCUCAGUUACCUCUCUCUCACAUCACUACGCAAUACCGAUCUGUCGCACGCAGAUGUGUGGAUGCACUCAGCCGAAUUUUAUGUUCAGUGUUUAUUUCUUUUCAUACGUUUGAAGUCGCUCGUUGAGAUUCGCAAGUCUCACCAAAUUGUUUUACUGGUCUGCCGAUAUUUUGUUUGUAAGAAUGUGUUUGAGCAGGGGGAAAGGUGUCCCUGAGGACAUAACCUUCUUCCUUUUUUGUGUUAAGAACACGGACUUGGUCGUCGAUGCUGUUUUGGAAAACAGAAACCGUAUGUCUGUGAUGACUGGGAAAUGCCGAAAUGCCACGGAAUGACUUUGAGUGUAAGAUUUCCCUUCAUCUGAUGGAAGGCACUUUAACCUUGGGCCAUUGGCUUAUGAACAGAUGUUUCCAGCUGGUGCUAUGACGUGAAUUUACUGAAGCUUUCAGUAACCAAAGGAACUGAAAUGUAUUGUGGAAGAUCUUAAACCUUCUUCAAUCUUCAAAGGGCGAAGAGAAAGAAAAAAGAGAUUACAUCAGGCACUUAAAGAAUGGGAGAGGGUGUUUUUGUUUUGUUUUGUUUUUAGAAUAUUUGUAUAUCUAUAUACAUGUGCCACUUAUGCAUAUUUAGACAAAUUUAUACUUGUAAUAACUAUUCAGAGACAGUUUCUAGAACGAUCAACAAAAAGCAAAGGUGUUUUAAGCGAAAGUAAAGCUGUUAUCAUUUUUAUAAGGCUGUGAAUCACACUUGGUUGUGACUGAUUUUUUUAGGAAAGGGUUGAUGCAUAUAAAAAUCAGCUACUGAUGUUUCCAAUAGGGAUUUUGUGCACCUCACUUCAUAAACGCAGGUUAGAACUUACUUUUACCAUUUCUCACAUCUGUGAACACAGGUCAGCAGGUAAACACUUCUUAUAAAUAUCAGGAACUCACUGUUUACUUUUUGUGUUUACCUUUUUUGGUUUGUACCAAGCAGAUUUUCUUACUUGGAAUUCUAGCUCUGGGUAACUUGGCUCGACAUACAGUAUUUCACAAGUGCAGCAAAAAAAAGAAAUUUGACAUCCAUAUGAACAUUUCCUCUCAAUGUAAAUACCUAUGCUUCAGAAGCAGUUGCAGUGAAAUACAAUCCUGAAACUGUAUGUCACAUUUGUUGUACAGCGCAGAACCCAGGUAAAUAGACGAGCAUGUUGAUAUUGCUUUUAUUUGUCAAAAUGCAACCUCAUGAUAAUAGAGAAGGGCAAAUGAUUUUGUCUGUAAACAACAUAAUCAUAAUCUAAUAUGUUAUAAUAUAUCAAGAAAAGAUGUUUGUUUUAUGGACUUUGCCUUUAAGUUGAAAUUUAGAUUUGGGGCAUGGGCCUGUUUUGUGUAUGCCAAUCAUAUAAGGGUGAUAGUGACUUAAAUUAUCUCUAUGUGAAUGAAUUAAUUGCAAUUUAAUAACAAGGGAUCUAUAUCUGUAAUCAGUCAUUCCAGUUAUUGUACUCUGCACAUUUUAGCAGUCUAAAUUUAAUCCUAUUAAUUUGGGUUUUAGGGCUAAUGAUAACUUUCAGCAUGUUUUCCCUUUGUGCAUAUCUAUCGUUGACCCUCAAAACAUCGAUGGUUGACCAACCUGCCUGUUCUUUUUUAUUUUAAACAAUAUUAUUAAUUCAAAUAUUAUGUUUGGCUUUUGUAUUUGUUUUUAAGCUUUAAGUAACAUGGCGGAGGAUAAAUGUGUUGCUACGGUGUAUAUAUUAGGCUGUAAUAUUUAAUGUUUGUAUGACAAUACAUCUACUGCAGUUUAAUGGUAUUGACUGAACAAGUCAUUUCUAACCAAAUUAUGUUAACAUCUUAACAGUGUUACAGAAUGUGUAGUUUCAAACGGAACGGAACUACUUUUGAAGCAAUAUUUCACCCCAUUUCCAAUUCCAAAAUGUCUUUCAGAUAAAGUGGUGCAGAAUUAUAACACACCAUAAUGAACACAACAUCUUUUAAAAAGUUGUGAAACUGAUACCCAAUUGAUUUUCACAAGAAAAAUUUGUAUUCUGGAUUUGUAAAACAGUUAUACAUAUUGGCAAAUGUGAUAAAUUUGUUUCAGAGAUUACAUUUACCUCAUGUUUUUUUGUUUGUUUUUCAUGGUCUAGCUUGUGAAAAGUGAUACAGUGCAUGUCUCUACUUAGUAGUUUUUUUUUUUUUUGGGAAGACCGAAU